UGCAAACAGGAACCUAGAAAGUUGCUCUGGAGGAAAUGUCAGCCGGGGAGGAAUUCUAUGCGGGCAUCCCCAUGAUCCUGUAUGUCCCCAGUGCUGGGCCAGGAUAUGUCCUGUGUUUCAAACAGUACAAUGCAGAGGAGGUGCUGAUGGGACGGACCAUGGAGGACUGGUUGAGGUUCUCAGUCUGUUACUGGCACUCCUUCUGUGGAACUGGUGCGGAUCCUUUUGGGUUUCAGACGCUCCACCGGCCCUGGAAUGAAGGGACUCCUAUGGAAGCAGCCGAGAGGCGACUCAGUGCUGCUUUUGAGUUUUUCACCAAGCUUGGUGUUAAAUAUUACACAUUUCAUGACAGAGACAUGGCCCCUGAGAGCUCCACUCUGGUAGAGUCCAACAGGAAUCUGGAUGAAAUCACAGACAUGGCCCUCCAGCUGCAGAACCAGACUGGAGUCAAGGUGCUCUGGGUCACUUGCAACCUCUUUGCCCACCCAAGGUAUAUGAACGGUGCAGCCACCAACCCUGACUGUCAUGUUCUGGCCUACGCUGGGGCUCAGGUGAAGAAGGGACUGGAUAUUGCCAAGAAGCUUGGUGCAGAGAAUUUUGUGUUCUGGGGAGGAAGAGAAGGUUUUCUUUCCAUCCACAAUACGGAUGUUGCUACUGAGCUGAAGCACAUGGCCAACUUCUUCAAAAUGGCUGUUAAGUACAAGGAGCACAUUGGGUUAAAGUGUCAGUUUCUAAUUGAACCAAAGCCCAAGGAGCCUUGCAAACACCAGUAUGAUUAUGAUGCCAUGAGUGUUAUAGGAUUCCUGAAGCACUAUGGUCUGGAGAGUCACUUCAAGUUAUAUAAUAUUGAGCCCAACCACACCACCCUUGCAGGACACUCCUACGAACAUGACAUUGUCAUGGCUUCUGCGUUUGGCAUGCUGGGUUCGGUUGACGCAAACACUGGCUCUCCAGACCUGGGGUGGGACACAGAUCAGUUCCCCAUGGACAUCAUGAACACCACCUUGGUCAUGAAGACCAUCAUUGAACAAGGUGGUCUGCAGCCAGGAGGCCUCAACUUUGAUGCUAAGGUGCGCAGAGAGUCCACAGACCUGGAAGACCUGUUCAUAGCUCACAUUGGAGCCAUGGACACCUUUGCAAGAGGACUCAGGAACACUGUUCGCAUCAUUGAGGAUGGAAUUAUCACUGGUAUGGUGAAGGAGCGAUACUCGAGCUUCAAUCAGGGUCUUGGUCAGAAAGUGGAGGAUGGUUCUGCCUAGGGUUGGGUACUGAGAACCGGUUCCAGGGGGGGGGAUCUCCUCGUGAGACCUCUCCCCGGCGCUGGCUGCCCCUCCCCCGCCGUGCGCAUUUCCUCCGUGGCGGUGCGCCACGACCGGCUCCGGGUCGGCUUGGAAAGGCUCAGGGCGGGAGGAGCGAAGACCACGCCGAGAAAUGUUUCAUAAAAGCGUCUGCAUUUGGGGGGGCGAAGGCGGGGGGCCGAAGCCCCCCUGCGACAGCCCCUGCCGCGGAGACACGGGGGUCUCCGCGUGACGGGAAAGCGACCCUCAGUCUUCAUUUGGCUCAGGCACCGAAGUCAGAGUCACGAGUCAGAGUGUGUGUGUUUUGUAUUUAUUUUUAUUUAUUUAAGUAUAGUGUAAACUUUUGUUAACAGUUCGUAUGUUAUUCAUAGUUUUAAGUUAAAAAGGGUUUUGUAUUUAUUUAUAUUUAUAAUCUACCUUAAACAGUUAAUAUAUUUGGCAAUAAAAAAGCCUUUCUUAGUCAAGCAUCGUUUUGUGCACUUUUUUGAAAAAAGUAUCGGUUCAGGCACCGUUUAGGCACCGGUAUCGUUUUAAAAGUAUCGGUUAGGAACCGGUAUCGGAUAAAAACCAAACGAUACCCAUCCCUAGUUCUGCCACCUUAGAGGAGAUGGAGGUAAGACUCCACCUGAGCUCCUCAGUGAGGAUGAUACUAAAUAUUUAUAAUAUA
Limanda limanda (common dab) is the source of this 1965-nucleotide messenger RNA. RefSeq lists its product as uncharacterized. Lineage: Eukaryota; Metazoa; Chordata; Actinopteri; Pleuronectiformes; Pleuronectidae. The transcript has 14 exons. The coding region runs from base 36 to 1259 and encodes 407 amino acids. Gene Ontology annotation, biological process: carbohydrate metabolic process. The record is from RefSeq and is a predicted model, not a curated record. Gene Ontology annotation, molecular function: xylose isomerase activity.